AUGGGCGACGAACCAUGGCUCGAUAGUCUUUCCGACGACUGGCCAUCGACGCCUACGACUCCUACUACGCCUGGGCCGGCCAAGUCCAAUCUUCCAUCUUCUCCCCGGCGUGGUGCACAGGUUACCCCCAGUCGCAUUCCAGUGGCUGCCCGCCGAUCUGUGGCACAACAGUCGUCGCCGGCCGACAGCCUGAAAAAGGUGACCCGGCCAUGUCAUUUCAUUAGGAGAGAACCUCCCACCCCGAAGACACCCCGAACUCCUAAAACACCCCUGAAGUCGCGAUCGACGACCCCCGUGAAGACCAGAACAACGAGUCCGCUGCCCUCUCCGAAGCCUGCCCCGAGACCAACACCGAAGCGCAGCCCGAAGCCCACCUCGAAGCCCACCUCGGGUGCGGCUGGCAAACCACGGCCGACGAUGGACACGCGUUCUCCGCUCCGAUCGGUCUCGAAUGUCUCCAGUCAAUCCGGUGCUCAAUCGGGCUACCAGACCACGGAUACCGUGCAGAUUAAACCAAAGAAAGCUCAAGAUGAAGGAGGAGCUACACCUGAAUGGCGGAAGCGCCUCGUGCGUGGGGAGAUAUCGGCGGGCGAACAACGCGACCUCUUUGCGCCAAUGGGGCUCGAGAGUGUGUUCAAGCCGCCGUCACCUGGCUCUGGAACCGGCCAGCAAGGCUACAUUCCGUUUACGCGGCAGGACGAUCAGCUGUGGGAAUUUAACGACGCGACUUCCCGGCGCGGGAGCGUGACAAAGGAAGAAGAGGAGAUCAACGACGCGCCGGAACAUCUGAUCGACGAAGUCUCGGGCACGGGAAUGGAAUCACCAAUGGGCACAGUCAACCGCGCACCCUGGGCGGAGAACUUGCCCGGCGGCCCUGGUUGUACCCAGGAGGGACAUUCGCAGGGGGAAGAUACUGGGACCCGAACUGCCAGUGGACUGGAAGACCUUCGCAAUGAGGGGAUAACUCCAAUCACGUUCAAUCGACCGAAUACGCUUGAAAGCGGUGCUACGUCCGAAGUGAUCAAGUCCGCGCUGAAGCAGGUCACCAACAAACUCGAGAGUCUGUCAAUGGAUCCCAACAGCCGCCCUCAUUCAGCGGCUAGCGACAGCGUCCUAUUCUACAACCACAGCGAACCCCGGCCCGAGGGCUCACCGCGAGAUGACAGCCUGCUGGAUGUGACGAGUCACUCCUUGCCGCAGGACCUAUCGAUGGGCACCGUCGAUUUCAGCCGCCGCGGCGCCAGCCGUGCUUUCCACCACCGCUUCUCCCCUUCGCCGUUUCCCUCCUACCGCAAAACGCCCGCAGCCCUCGCACACGCCAAAAUUCGCAGUUCACCCCUCUUCAGCCGCUCGCAGACCAACGGUUCGCCUGCCUUACCUCGCCCUUCCUCUUCUCACGUUCGUCCAUCAACAUCAGGGAAUGCAACAUCCAAGGAGGGAACAAUGCCUUCGUCGGGUAGUCCCCUGAAAUUGUUUGGUGAGCAUGAUACAUUCACGAACAAUCGACUACUGCGACGUAUGAGUCAGUUUGAAGAGACCUUCGGUGACGGCUCCGAUGGGGAUGAACCACCUUCACCAUCUGAGGAAGCACGUCGCAAAGGAGAGAGUCGCAGCUUUUUGAAUGCUAGACACGAGCCGCUGAGUGAAGUUUCAUCACGACUGAACGAGCGCCUAGCUUCGCGAAAUGUGAAUCGUCCUCGGAUAAGUCGAUUCGGAGACGGGGAAUUGGACAAGUUCGACUUCUCGGACGCCAGUCCCUACGAGAAUAAGUUGGUCUAUGAUGAAAUACAUGGAUUUGGAUCUCGGCCCACUUCACGGAAGCGAUCAUCAGGUCGGCAACAGUACCUGCGACGGCCAUCGCAGCAGCAAGAGUCUCUCCGAUACGCCAGGUCUGCCAGUUCCGGCUUCACUCGAAAGCCAUCCGCUUGGACGAGACAGAGUUACUUUGAUCACCUGCGUGACGCUUCAUGGUCAUCUCGAGUCAACAGGAAAGAGAAUGUCGGGAUCCCCGAGACCAAAAGAGUGCCCAAGGCUGCAGCAAUGGAUCCUACUCCAAAACGGCGCCGAACAAUAUUGCGAAAUGACAGCGCUGAGCCUGAGCAAGCUCAUACCAAGGGCGACCCGCCCUCAAGAUUCGGUGACAGCAUGUCUUUGUUGCAGAGAAGCUUGUUGCAGCAUGGGAUGCAAUUUGAGAAUGGAGACUACCUUGCCCCUCACGGUCCUUCUCGAUCUAUGCAACGUCCAAGAACGCCCACUCCUAGUCAAAUUCGAUCUGCUCACGAAUCCAAGGUUGCACCGAGUGGAGUGUAUUCGGAAAGCAACUUCGAUGAGCGCGACUAUUCAGAUUCUUUUUCUCUUGAGGGUGACAUCCCGCUGGUUAAGAUAACUGGCACUAGUGACUCGUCCCGAAAAGGGUCCAUUACGACCCAGGAUUAUUUCAACGAGGCGACGAAGAUCAUGGAGCUGAUCAGAUCCAAAGGCCGACCAGCAGCGGGAUUGACAAGUGUGCAGGAGUCUGACCCGGACAGCUUUUUCUCGCCCCCCAGCCGGGAAGGGACAGACCUUCGGAAGCAGCGCGAGCCGAAAGAGCUGAACCCACAGAUCUUGAGCUACCUGAAGAAAUACCAAGAGAGAGACGAUUUAGAAUUCGGUGCAAUUGAGUCCGAUAUGUCUCUGAAAAUGACAUUGGACCGCGACGUUCAGCUCAAGCCAGACGAUCAGCAAACCCGAGGGCUGGCACCCGAGCAGAGGAAACGAAAGCCUAGCGGAUCGAUUUAUGACAUUGCGGAUGAUAUUGCUCAUGAUUUGAUGACAAUUAAUACCCAAAUGUCUGGUUUCAGCAUUCACUCCGUUCCAACUGGGUCCUCACAGAACUCUCAAGCGAAAGGGAUGUUGUCUUCUGAUCUCGUAGCGCAUUUGAUUCCGGAACAGGUGAACGGCUUUGUUUAUGAUCGAUCGAAGCAUCAAUGGGUGAAGGACGAUGCGAAACCGCCCGUCCGCAAGUCCUUGCGCGAAGAUGACCAUGACGACCCGUUCCGAGAUAUCCCAGACUUGAGCGUGGAUGAACUCCAGGAAAUGAUGCGGGUUCAUGGUUUGAGUUCCCCUCCGAAGAGCCAGACUGGGGAUCAAAUGGAGGAUCAGCGUCAUCCACCGGGUGCAAGCACCUCGCCGACGAAAGCUGAUCACCGGCCGCACACAAGGGAUGGAUCGGUCAAUGCAAGUUCCAUGCAGUCUAGAAACACACCCUUCACAUCGAGUGUUCCCAACUCCGGGACCCGAGCUACGUCAUGGGGGACUGACGAGAUGCGCGAAAAAAAAGAUGCGGGAGCCAAACCUUCCAUGCGGGUCGCUUCUGCAACUGCCUCUCAACAACAACCCCAAAAGUCGCGUAUCGCGACCAUCUCCUUCUCAUCGCCCCUCGUCUCGCAUGUUGCGUAUCCAGAUGAUCCCACCCAGCCGGAAUCGAACAUCGAGCAAGGAGAACCAAAGGCCGAAAUUUCCGACGCGGCAGAUCCAAACGGCGCUUCUGCACGUUCUUCUGCUCCCCCAAGAGCGCGUGAAACCUCGGUUGCAGGGCAGCCAUUCGUUCGACGACCGGUUUCUAGGAUCGAUGAGCGCAACGAGGACUGCGGAGAUGAUCUUAGCCUUGUUCGGAUAGAUGAUUCACUGGUUGUCCAGAAUACCGCUGGCGGGAAUGCUGCAGAACAAUCGCUGGUCCCUCUUCUAUCCCCUGACCAGGAGACCAGCUACACUUUCCACCUUAGUCCGCUUCCUGAAUUCUCCGUCAACCAGCCGGACCGUCCUCUGAAUCUUGAAAUGAGCUAUGUGGCGCAGCGAACAAAUCCGACAUCCCUGAGACAGGUGCACGGUACCUUUGCACUUGCAACGGAAGAUCUGAUCAAGCACAUCACUGAUGUAGAGCCAUAUGAGCCGUUCUGGGAGCAUGUCCGCCGCCUGGUGCUUCGUCAAAAGGGAUUGAUCACUUUGCACAAGCUAAGUCACUUUUGUCCGCGCCUUGAGGACUUGGAUGUCUCCGACAAUGACAUUGGUCAGUUGAGUGGGGUACCCUCAAGCCUCCGCACCCUCAAGGCUCCUAGGAACCGCCUCUCCAACCUCACUCCAUGGAGUCACUUGACCAACCUGCAAUACUUGGACAUUUCUGGAAAUGAGAUCGAGACUUUGGACGGCUUUUCCGGUCUCAUCCAUCUCAGAGAGCUAAAGGCGAAUGACAAUCGGAUUCGCAAUAUCGACGGUAUCCUAGAACUGAAUGGGUUGUUGAGCUUGAAGCUGAGUAACAACUCGAUGACCGCCGUGGACUUCCAGGCGACCGAAUUAACCCGACUUCGGGAUCUCGACUUGAGUCACAACGGCUUGACUUCUGUGCGCAAUAUUGAAUGGCUCCCGUCACUUGCGACUCUUGAUCUUAGCGCGAACCAAAUUACUCGAUUCGAGUCGUCAGCAUCCCUGAUUAGCCUCCGUGCUUUAAGACUCUCCGGAAACCGUUUGAAUGUUCUCGACAUGAAGAAUUUCUCGUCUGUAAAUCUCCUCUAUCUGGAUCAGAAUUGCCUGUCGACUAUUGACGGACUGGAACAUUGUCACAACCUUGAGGUACUUUCGGUCCGCGAGCAGGCUGAUUCUGCCACUGCCCUGGCUAUUGACUUGGGCCAUGUGAAAGAUAUUCGCAAAGUUUUCUUGUCAUCCAACAAGCUCUCGCGUAGCUCUCUUUCCCCAUCCGCUCCUCUGCUACGACUCCAGCUUCUCGACAUCGCUGCUUGCACAUUGAAUGCGCUUCCCAGCGAAUUCGCUUCUUGCUUCCCCAACCUCAAGGUGUUGAAUAUGAAUUUCAACUCCGUUACAGAGCUAGAGCCAUUGGUGGGCAUGAACUGCCUGACCAGGCUGACUAUCGCUGGAAACCGUCUUGCGCGAAUGCGACGUGUUUGUCAAAUCUUAAGUCGUCUUGGAAGGACAAGCAAAGGAAAUCCUUGUUCACUUCGAAAGCUUGAUAUUCGCGGCAAUCCCCUUACUAUAGGCUUUUAUCCCCCGGCACUUACUGGGAAUGGAUCAAAUGCAGACCGGAAGAAGUUGAAGGAUCAGGAAAAAGCAGUUGUCCAGCAACCCGAUUAUCGCCGGGACUUGUCUGAUGCUCUUGCUGAUCUGGACCAGAACGACCAUGUUGCUCAGGCAGUCGCCUGGGAUGACGGCACCAAGCCCGAUCGAGACGUUGAAGUCAACGAUCCCUUCACCCUGCCAGCCGCCGAUCCACGGGCGGAUGAGAAAUACGUUACUCACCUGGAUCGUGCCACUCGACUGCGGCGAAGGGUAUUGGAACUACUCCUCUAUGCUGGCACUAGUGGAUCAUUACACAAUCUCGACGGGUUGGAGCUGCGACCGUCGUUAGGCGAGGACCAUCCAGACAUGGGUCAAGCCUGGGCAAAAUUGGAGGAGCUGGGUGUACUUCGCCGGAAGGCCAUCACAAACUAA
This is a messenger RNA of Penicillium canariense, 5481 nucleotides long. RefSeq lists its product as uncharacterized. Lineage: Eukaryota; Fungi; Ascomycota; Eurotiomycetes; Eurotiales; Aspergillaceae. The record is from RefSeq and is a predicted model, not a curated record. Bases 1 to 5481 code for a protein of 1826 amino acids. The transcript is spliced from 3 exons. Gene Ontology annotation, molecular function: protein binding.